GGACCGACCAUGCGGGGCGGGCGGCGCUGGCUGCUGCUGGCGGCCGCGCUGGGCUGGCUGCUGCCGGCGGGGGCGGCGGCCAGCGGCGAGUACUGCCACGGCUGGCUGGACGGGCAGGGCGGCUGGCGGGACGGCUUCCAGUGCCCCGAGCGCUUCGACGGCGGCGACGCCACCAUCUGCUGCGGCAGCUGCGCCCUCCGCUACUGCUGCUCCAGCGCCGAGGCGCGGCUCGACCAGGGCGACUGCCACAACGACCGGCGGCAGGGCGGCGGCGGCGGCGAGCCGGGCCGCCCCGGCAAGGACGGCCCCGACGGCGCGGCAGUGCCCAUCUACGUGCCGUUCCUUAUCGUUGGCUCUGUAUUUGUCGCCUUCAUCAUCUUGGGGUCGCUGGUGGCGGCUUGCUGCUGCAGAUGCCUGCGGCCCAAGCAGGAGCCCCAGCAGAGCCGAGCCCCCGGGGGCACCCGCCUGAUGGAGACGAUCCCCAUGAUCCCGAGCACCAGCACCUCCCGGGGCUCCUCGUCCCGCCAGUCGAGCACCGCCGCCAGCUCCAGCUCCAGCGCCAACUCGGGGGCCAGAGCCCCCCCGACCAGGUCCCAGACCAACUGCUGUUUGCCAGAAGGGACCAUGAAUAACGUCUACGUCAACAUGCCGACCAACUUCUCGGUGCUGAACUGCCAGCAGGCUACCCAGAUCGUGCCGCACCAGGGGCAGUACCUGCACCCCCAGUACGUGGGCUACGCCGUGCAGCACGACUCGAUGCCGCUGACCCCCGUCCCCCCCUUCCUCGAUGGUUUGCAGAGCGGCUACAGGCAGAUCCAGUCUCCCUACCCGCACACCAACAGCGAACAGAAGAUGUACCCGGCCGUGACUGUGUAGCGCCGGCGCCUUCCUCCCCCUCCCCACACGGCAGGUUUUAAUAUCUAAACUGAACGGAGGAGAAAUACUUCCUCGGAACGAAGCUCCCAGAACAUCACUUGUAAAUAAUUUUGAAAGGCUCAUGCAUGUCAGACAGUGUUUAUAAACCAUUUAUUUUCAUCGGGGUCCAUUGCCAGAAACUGUAGGAUGAUAUCUCUGAAUUAACAUUGCCAGAUACGCUCUCAUUCCAGUGCAUGAUUUACAGUGGCGAAGGAUUACGCUGAAAAUGCAUAUGUAUUUCAGAUCACUGUACUUGCGAGAUAAAUGCCGGAGCCAUUAAGUGCCCUUCAGGUAUGACAUGGUCAGAAGUAUUUGCCUAAUUAAUUCGUAGAAAGAGUUUUGUUACACUGUACGAGACCGCAGUACUUAAGAAACCUCUUUUCUCCCAGCUCCUUAAUGACAUUUCCCGUUGCUUUACAGACAAUCAUCAGUCGCAACUGAGAGCCGAACAGUGCAAUCCCUGCGUGCCGGGUGCUGGUACCAGCCCCCGUGGCUUCUUAUGCACCCCCGGUUUGGGGUGAAGUGCCAUGAAAGGCUUAGUCUUGCAAAGACCAAUUUUCCUUGUCCCUGGUAUUUAUGUAGAAAUUAGAAGAGUGUGAAUUAUUUGGCUCUUCCUUCCAGUGCACUUGAAACCCUUCUUGAUUUGCUUUUGCCUCAAGAUCAGGACGCAGUGGUGGUUUGCGCAGACUUUAUCUUUGUGAACUUUUUACUAAAAACAGGGUACGAGGCGCUUGUUCUUCCUGACGCUCAGCAAAGCUUUCGGUGCAGCUAGCAGCAUCUGAGCUGAAACCGCCGUUGCAGAGAAAGGUCGUACUGUGACUCCGAACACGCCUGAUUUAACCUCACUUGCCGUGAAACAGUAAACCCGUGUGAAUGCGCGCGAAGUUGUCGGCCCCAAACCCUGCUUGCGAUCGAGUCUGACCGUAGGAAAACGGGCUUUGUUCCCCGCCAGCCCCCUCCGAGUCCCCAGCCCUGCUCCGUUGCGGGGGGGUGGUGGUGGGGGUCACACAAAGCCGCCCCAACCUGGAUGCAGAGGGGCUGGCGAAGAUUUGAAACCCAUCCCCUUUUCUUCUUUACCUGUGGGCAGGGGACGAGGAAGGCACAGCUGUAUUUAAAAAUAAGGAAAACAACAAAAAAAUAAUCCAACCAAAGGAUGAAGGUGCUUGCAGCUCCCCGUGAUGCCACGGGGGUCAGGGAGGAGGCACGAUGCCGUGAGGGGAGGGGGACACUUUGCACUGGAGCUGCAGGCUCCGUCUUGCUUUGCUGCGUCUGGGGAAAAAUACCUCUCCAGGUUGAAGAGGCAACAGCGUUCUGGGAAUUAUCAGACCGUGCUAAUUGUAAUAUAUCACCCUGGAUGUAACAAGCUAUUUAAGGCUGGGUUUUGUCUCUUUAAAAAAACCCCCAAAACUGUAGUUUCUGCAUUUCCAUCCAUUUGUUCUUCAGCCAAAACACCGCAACAGAGGCCUGAGGGCAUAUACCAAAACUGGGCAAUUACUGUAACCAGACCAGAGCUGAUGAAAGGUUUCUUAUUGUCUGAUACUGUAUCAGUAUGUAGCAAUAACUGUGAUACUACUAUUUUUUUUGUAUGUCUGUCUGUUUUUAAAUUACACAUAGGUGUGGAAGCAGUGCCAAAUCCAAUGGCUUACUCGUAAACACGCCACACACAGGCAGUCUGCAGCGGGCAGGAAUGGUUUGACCACUGACACAGGAAAACGAAUAGGUAAUUUAUCCCGGAUCUGCUGUUCCUGGCUGCGAUCGCUCGUUCAGCGUGUAGGACCUGGGCAGAAAGAUUGGUUUACGAAACCCAGCUUCCCCUCCAGCCCGGCUGGGCGGCUCCGGCAA
Molecule: messenger RNA, 2757 nt
Organism: Harpia harpyja (harpy eagle)
Lineage: Eukaryota; Metazoa; Chordata; Aves; Accipitriformes; Accipitridae
Gene: SHISA2
Product: shisa family member 2
Exons: 2
Coding region: 10-876 (288 amino acids)
Biological process (GO): negative regulation of Wnt signaling pathway; negative regulation of fibroblast growth factor receptor signaling pathway
Cellular component (GO): endoplasmic reticulum
Source: RefSeq, a predicted model, not a curated record